AUGAUCAUAGUUAAUAGGGGUGGUAAGAGCCAAAAGGGAGGUAAACAUGGUUUCAUCGGGAGGACGCUCGCACACGAUAUACUCGCCAGGCAGGCGAAACAAACCGAGACUAUGCGUGGUGAACGCCCAUAUCGCCAAGUGGAGCACUCGGUAGUCGAACGUACUAGCCUAGAAGAGUUCACAUUGGCAGCUGAGAUGGGAUUAAAUGCCUACCUUACAACUCAUUGCUGUACAAGGGAAGUAUUAGCAUCCGACUUCAACAGUCAACUUGAAAGGAUGGUAAACUACUCCGAAACAAACGAUAUUAAGGUGUUCCCAGUAGUGCCGAUACCCAGAAGAUGCCUUUUCUUCGAAGACGAACAGAGAGAAGCUAUCGGGAGAAUUAUCAAACAAACGGAACAGAUGCAACAUAUGAAAGAGAAACGUAAAAACAGACGUAGAAACAAAAAACUAGUGGAUAUGUAUAUGCAUGGAACAGGUCCAAAACCAGUUAAUGGAAUGCAUGAGCAACCAAGGCAUAUAAUGAAAGCACAUAUUUCACAAAACGCAAAACAAACAGAGGACGCCUCAGAUGAUGGGACGUUUUCCGAUCUCAGCGACGUAGAUGGGCUAUCUGAUAUUGACGGAUAUGACAGUGAUGGUCUAGACGAUGGAUCUAUGGGAAUGGGAGUUCAACGUUUCAACCCUAAUUCCAAAAGAAAUCAUGUUCGUUUCGAAACAAACACGAGCGUCACAGAUGACUCACGCAGUAAGCGAGAGGAUAGUUUAACUGAUGAACGAUAUGCUAAAGAUGGGUCAGGACGCAAAUUAAGCGUCGAUGAUACUACAGAAUACAGUGAUGAUUUUGAUGACGAUGACAGUGGAUUCGAAACUGAAGAAGAGAUUGUUGUUGAUCAUGCUGUCGCAAAUGAAACACACCAAGGCCCGGAACCAAAUGUUGACACCACACCUUCUACGCCUUCCAGGGCUUUAAAUGUCGACCAUAUGGAAGGAGACAUUAAGUAUGUAAAGGAGUACAAAAUGGCAAUCGAACAAGAAGUAGCAGGUAUCGAUAUUUGUAAAAUCAAUGCAAAUGAACUCAAUCGCAUAGAAACUAAAGGUUUCUACACCUGGAGGAGAUUGCUAUCAAGAAUUGAAGAUGAGGAGGAAAGAGUAGUAACACCAUAUGAAAAAAAUAUCGAAUUUUGGAGGCAACUGUGGAGGGUCAUAGAGCGUAGUCACCUUCUACUCAUAAUCGUCGAUGCCAGGGACCCACUAUUUUACAGGGUGCCAGACUUAGAAGAAUAUGUUAAGGAAGUGGAUGGAAGAAAGGAAACUAUGCUAGUCCUCAACAAAGCGGACCACCUUUCCCAGGAACUGCGCAAAGCGUGGGCUGAAUAUUUUAAAAUGAAGGGUAUCGACUUCGUAUUCUUUUCAACUAUUUUGGGUAGAACCAGCAGGACGUAUUCCGACGCUGAAAUGGACAAGGAGGAUUUGUGCUGCCGAGUGUAUAACGUGGAAAUGUUGCUGAAGAAAAUUGAUACAUAUCGCCAGAAACAGAUUGUAAUAUUCCCAGAACUCAGUGGGCCUAACAACACCGAUAUACCGUUGUACACAGUUGGGUUCGUGGGUUACCCUAACGUUGGCAAAAGUUCUCUUAUCAAUUGCCUCAUGGAAGCGACGAAAACGAACGUCAGCUGCCAACCUGGUAAAACGAAGCACCUGCAAACUUUGCCACUAAAAAAGGAGAAUAUAACGCUCUGUGAUUGUCCAGGCAAAUCUGUAGGACUUAUCUUCCCGAAUAUCGUGGCAACGAAGCACCACCUUUUAGUAAAUAGUAUAGUAUCUACAGCACAUUUCAGAGGGAGCCUGAUAUUUGCUGUACAACUCAUAUGCAAUCGUGUACCAAAACAAUGCUGCGAACGCUAUGAUGUAGACCGAGCGGAAUGUGUCAUCGCGGAUAGGGAAAACAGGCCAAUAUUGUUAAGCACCAAAUUUCUAGAACUUAUCUGUAAUAGUCGGAAAUUCUAUUCAGGCGGAAGGGGAGGUCAGCCUGAUAUCGGUAGGGCUGCGAAACUAGUAGUCAAAGACUAUGUAAACGGCAAUCUGCUAUAUUGCGCGUGGCCACCACACUGUAAACGACAAGUAGAGGAGUGGGAUCAACAACAGGUCGAGGAACUGGCAAAAUAUCUGACUAACCUUGAUAUCAGGAAGAAGGGCAGAGUACUUCCAGGUAGUCACAUGAAAGUGGCUCGUGAAGUACAAGCAGCAGAAUCAAAGAUGCAGCAAUGGCUCCUGGAGACUUCAGAGGAUAUACCUCAGCCAAAACCACAACCUAUGACGAAACGCAAAAUGAGGUUUCUUAUCAAGGGUAAACGUAAGCAAACCACUAAGCAAAGUGCUGGUGCAUAUGCGUAG
Messenger RNA from Babesia sp. Xinjiang, 2397 nucleotides. Its product is annotated as GTPase LSG1-1. Gene Ontology annotation, cellular component: cytosol. The record is from RefSeq and is a predicted model, not a curated record. The transcript has 5 exons. Gene Ontology annotation, molecular function: GTP binding; GTPase activity. NCBI's taxonomy places the organism in Eukaryota, Apicomplexa, Aconoidasida, Piroplasmida, Babesiidae. Bases 1 to 2397 code for a protein of 798 amino acids.